Myripristis murdjan (pinecone soldierfish) is the source of this 1757-nucleotide messenger RNA. RefSeq names its product cholinergic receptor, nicotinic, delta (muscle) (gene chrnd). NCBI's taxonomy places the organism in Eukaryota, Metazoa, Chordata, Actinopteri, Holocentriformes, Holocentridae. Gene Ontology annotation, biological process: monoatomic ion transmembrane transport. Bases 1 to 1572 code for a protein of 523 amino acids. The record is from RefSeq and is a predicted model, not a curated record. Gene Ontology annotation, molecular function: acetylcholine-gated monoatomic cation-selective channel activity; transmembrane signaling receptor activity. Gene Ontology annotation, cellular component: postsynaptic membrane. The transcript is spliced from 12 exons.
AUGAAGAUCCAGCUCCUGGGCUCCGUGCUUCUGCUCACACUCCUCUCCUCUGUGUCAGGGUGCUGGGGCAGGAACGAGGAGGAGCGUCUCAUCAACUACCUGUUUAAAGAGCGAGGAUACAACAAGGAGCUGCGGCCCGUCGAGAGGCAGCAGGACGCCGUCGACGUUUACCUCGCCCUCACCCUCUCCAACCUCAUCUCUCUGAAAGAGGCGGACGAGACGCUGCUGACCAACGUGUGGAUCGAUCAUACAUGGAGUGACUACAGGCUGCAGUGGAAUGCGUCCGACUUCGACGGCAUUGAGAUGCUGCGUCUGCCGUCCAGCAUGGUGUGGCUGCCCGAGAUCGUCCUGGAGAACAAUAACGACGCCCAGUUCCAGGUGGCGUACUACAGCAACGUGCUGGUGGAUCCCACCGGCCUGUGCUACUGGCUCCCCCCCGCCAUCUUCCGCUCCUCGUGCUCCAUCAACGUCAACUUCUUCCCCUUCGACUGGCAGAACUGCACGCUCAAAUUCACCUCUCUGACCUACAACGCCAAGGAGAUCAGGAUGCUGCUGAAGGAGGAGUACGACGAGAACCAAAAGUACACGGUGGAGUGGAUCAUCAUCGACCCCGCCAGCUGGACGGAGAACGGCGAGUGGGAGGUGAUCCACCGGCCGGCCAAGAGGAACACCUACAAGCACAUUCCCAUGGAGAGCAACAAGCACCAGGACAUCACCUUCUACCUCAUCAUCAAACGCAAGCCGCUCUUCUACAUCGUCAACAUCAUCAUCCCCUGCGUGCUCAUCUCCUUCCUGGCCUCGCUCGUCUACUACCUGCCCGCCGACAGUGGUGAGAAGAUGACCCUGUCCAUCUCGGUGCUUCUGGCUCAGUCCGUCUUCCUGCUGCUGAUUUCUCAAAGGCUUCCAGAGACUUCCAUGUCCAUACCACUGAUUGUCAAGUACCUGAUGUUCAUCAUGGUUCUGGUCACAGUGGUGGUCCUGAACUGUGUCGUCGUCCUCAACCUGCACUUCAGGACGCCGAGCACACACGUCAUGACCGAGUGGACCAAGAGGUUCUUCCUGGAGGACCUGCCCCGCUUCCUGCACAUGUCCCGCCCGGCGGAGGCGGAGCCACACUGGGAGGGGGCGUUGCCGCGGCGAUCUAGCUCGGUGGGCUACAUCGCCAAGGCGGAGGAAUACUACAGCAUCAAGUCCCGCAGCGAGCUGAUGUUCGAGAAGCAGUCAGAGAGACACGGCCUGACCAAGAGACCCACCCCUGCUGCUGUGGUGGAGCCGCCGCCUGACGGGGAGCUGACGGAGCAGCUGUACGGUGAGAUCAAGCCGGCCGUGGACGGAGCGAACUACAUCAUCAAACACAUGCACAACAAGAACGACUACAACGAGGAGAAGGACAACUGGAGUGGCAUCGCCCGCACCGUGGACCGCCUCUGUCUCUUCCUGGUCACCCCGGUCAUGACCUUGGGCACCAUCAUCAUCUUCCUCAUGGGACUCACCAACCACCCUCCUCCCCUGCCCUUCCAGGGCGACCCGUACAACUACCGGGAGGAGAACCCGCGCUUCUCCGCCCUCUGACCGCCCCGUCCCGUCCCAUCCCACCCCGCCUCGCUGUGCCCCGCCCGGUCCUGUUUGCUGUGUCCCUUUUCCAGAUAGAUUUGUGUGUUUUUCUUUGUAUGACUUUACUGUAGCAACAACUUAUGCGCAACUACUGUAUCAUUUUAAUACACGUGUGUGCUUUAAAUAAAUAUUCACACCCAGCG